Molecule: messenger RNA, 416 nt
Organism: Protobothrops mucrosquamatus (brown spotted pit viper)
Lineage: Eukaryota; Metazoa; Chordata; Lepidosauria; Squamata; Viperidae
Product: serine/threonine-protein kinase VRK2-like
Exons: 5
Biological process (GO): signal transduction; peptidyl-serine phosphorylation
Cellular component (GO): cytoplasm; nucleus
Molecular function (GO): ATP binding; protein serine/threonine kinase activity
Source: RefSeq, a predicted model, not a curated record
CUUCCCCUUGUCUUGAUGUUCCAGUAGAAGACAAUGCUGUGCACGUCAUUAAAGUGGAAUAUCUUGAAAAUGGGCCCUUAUUUUCAGAACUGAAAUUCUACCAACGAGCUGCAAAACAAGAACAUAUCAAAAAAUGGAUGAAGCUGAAACAACUAACAUUUUUAGGCAUUCCUGUUUUCUUGGGAACAGGCCAAGUCAAACAUCUUGGUAAAAGUUACAGGUUUAUGGUGAUGGAAAGAUUAGGAGAAGAUCUUCAAACCAUCUUUGAAAGAAAAGGGAGAACAUUUGACAAGGAAACUGUUCUGCAGAUUGGGAUGCAAGUGCUGGAUGUCUUGGAAUAUAUUCAUGAAAAUGAAUAUGUACAUGGGGACAUUAAAGCAGCAAAUUUACUUUUGGGCUACAAAAAUCCACAUAAG